This is a messenger RNA of Cantharellus anzutake, 280 nucleotides long. RefSeq lists its product as uncharacterized. Bases 77 to 277 code for a protein of 66 amino acids. The record is from RefSeq and is a predicted model, not a curated record. The transcript has a single exon. Lineage: Eukaryota; Fungi; Basidiomycota; Agaricomycetes; Cantharellales; Hydnaceae.
GGCUCGGUUCGCAGGCGGUGUAAUCGAUACUGACCCAACUUCUCUGGGUCCAAUAUUGCAGCCGCUUCGCUUAUGGAUGGAGAUAAUGCGGGGUUCUCAGCAAGAAUUGAGUACCGCGUUUCGGCUGGAUAUAGAUGUUCAACUGCAAGACCCACCCGGAGCAACCACCACGUACACUACGAGCCAUCGGCCAAGGUACCAUUGGGAACUGGCGUAUCAGAUGUUCCCAGGCACCUCAUUGGUGCUGUUCGCAUCCUGGUAUAUUCUGGGAGGCUGAAAU